Lotus japonicus is the source of this 987-nucleotide messenger RNA. RefSeq names its product putative calcium-binding protein CML19. The record is from RefSeq and is a predicted model, not a curated record. The coding region runs from base 369 to 812 and encodes 147 amino acids. Gene Ontology annotation, molecular function: calcium ion binding. The transcript has a single exon. Lineage: Eukaryota; Viridiplantae; Streptophyta; Magnoliopsida; Fabales; Fabaceae.
ACAGAAGAUAGAUAGAACCUUUAUCACAAACCCACCCCAAGCUUCAUAUCAUAGUCCACACCAUUACCCAAAGACCAUACCUAAACUUUCAUUUGCAUACAAGGUAAUCAGGUUUUCUUUUGUUGUAUACUAGCUCCAUUUCCACUUUUUAGUUCCAAAACAAAGUGCUUCUCUACCGACUUGGUUUCAAAUUGCAGUCCGCAACCACAAUUUAAAAGGGUCUUUUAGUCUCGUAACAUUAUACUACAACACAAUUGUGGCAGCAUCAACUUAGUUAAUUAUCUGCCAUUUUGUGAGAUAAGCGGAAUCAAAACCACCACUGCAACCACAAUUUAAAACCUGAUAGCAAAAACUUUCCUUUGGAGGCUAUGUGUUGCCAUUGUAACAUGAGGAAGGACGCCGGAUUCGAGCAUGUUCUUCGGUAUUUUGAUGAAGAUGGAGAUGGAAAGAUUUCGCCUUCCGAGCUCAGGCAACGGUUGGGUGAGAUGGGAGGGGAGCUUUUGCCGAGAGAAGCGGAUAUGGUGAUUGAGGCGUUGGAUUCGGACGGUGAUGGGUUGCUAGGUUUGGAGGAUUUUGUUACGUUGAUGGAAGCUGGGGGAUCAGAGGAGCAGAAGUUGAAGGACUUGAGAGAAGCUUUUGAGAUGUAUGAUACUGACAAGAGUGGGUUUAUAAGCCCCAAGAACUUGAAGAGGAUGUUUAAGAAGAUGGGGGAGUCCAAGUCCAUUGAUGAGUGCAAAGAUAUGAUCAAUCAUUUUGAUUUGAAUGGGGAUGGCGUGCUUAGCUUUGAAGAAUUCCGAAUCAUGAUGCAGUGAUCCUAUAUAUGUUUGAUUUCAUGCUGUCUAGUAUAUAGGUUGGAUUUAUUGAUUUCUUUUGGACUCAAAGAGUAGACACGCAAAGAGCACGAAAAUCCACAUGUACUUUUUUUUCUCAUUUUUUAUAACAUUAUAUAUCAUAUAUCACAAUUAUUAUUUAUCUCUUUUUUUCUUA